GAAGACGAGCCGCGGGCAGCAGGGCUCCCUCAGCCUCUCUCUGCUUAGUGCUAAAAGCGGACACACUUUCUGAUAUUUGUAUACACAUUCACCGCGCCGGUGAUGCUUUGAUAUUUUUUGAAAUCCAAAGUAAAGGACCUUUUUUAUUUUUAUUUUCCUUUUAACCUCGGGCGCCCCUUGGACCGAAUUACCGCCUGGUUGAUUAUAUUUCCAGCGGGCAGACGUGCAUCCUGUCAGGGGAGAGGUUAGCAACACCGUGAAGCAUUGCAACAAACCCUAACGGAUCGGAAAAACACUCCUGAGGAACUGCAAUCUGUUAUUCUGUUGCAAUCUCCGUUUCAGUCGCUGGACUUUUGCAACGUUUGACUAGAAAUGGUUGGCAGGUUGAACUUGCCAAAUGUUUGUGAAGGAGAUCCACUGGAUAUGAGCUGCAGGGUUGAGAGAGGACUUGACAGCCCGGACUCCGGGUUACCCCCGAGCCCGAGCCCCAGCGCCUGGCUGCUGCCUGUGUGUCCGGAUAAAGGUGGCGUGAGCCCGGUGAUUGAGGACGAGGAAAGGGUCUCCCUGGUUCCAGUUUUACCCACCGGAUCUUUCCAGCAGCUACACCCAUUGUCCUUUGGGGAAGGCAUAGCACUUGAUCCAUUACCGCCAAAGGAAAUACGAUACACCUCAUCCGUGCACUACGACUCGGACCGCCACUUCAUCCAGGCCCUGGCCCUGCAGCCCACUGGCCGUGGCCUUGAACACUGCAGGCAGACCAUCAUGGCGGUGCCCCACAGUACCUGGCGCCACUACAAGACACAGUUGGAGUUCCAGCCUCGCCAUCGACCACAGCACUUCAAGAGUACCACCAUUGUCUACCCCAAGAAAACCAGCGCCCUCUACACCACAGAGCUGAGCUACAACUGCAACCGACUAUCUAAACGUUUCCUCUCUAGUGUGGAGCUGGUCGCAGAGAGCUCCCUCAGUGAUGGGACAGGUGGCCGGGAACACAAGGGUGCUAUGCCCAAGGCCCUUAUACUGUAGCUCCCCUAAGGCUGGCUGCCAUCCACCUGCUGUGUUGUCUUUUUACACUUGUGUCAUCUUUUUCAGUCCCCUUCCUAAACUUCAGACAGGAAGCACCUGUGCUGUGCGACGGUGUUACAUGGUCCAUACCUGCACCUUUCAAUGUGUGGUCUAUCCAUUGGAAAGGAUAUUUCAUUUAAUAUUUCACUUUUCACGCAGCUUUUCGGUUUCCAAAGGCAUGCUCAUGUGUGAUUGUUUUGUAAUGGCUGUAGAAUAGGCUCAUAGGACAGGGAUGUGGUGAAUGUGACAUCAAUUGGGCAAUUAUGAAUUGUGAUUGGUUUUAAAUUUGAACUUGAGGCCUGUGUCCACUCAGAACAAGUGAUCCCAAACAUAGAGAAGAGAGAGAUAAAAGGGAAAGUAAAAAUAAAAUGUGAUGCAUGCCGGGGUUUAGAUGCAUGCUAAGAAAUCUCAAGCUUAUACACACUGUAACUGUUUGUCUACAGAGGAUGUAGUGAUAAUACUUAACACACGUCUUCUUUCUUCACAGGGUAUUUUGUGUUUCUGCACAACAUAGACACAAACCAAGCUCCCACAAGCCUUCUUUCUGGACAUUGCUAUGAUUCAUAAUGUAUUUUGUAAAUGUUGCUAGAUAAGGGAACUCUUCUGUUUGUUGAGAUGUUGAGAUUGAUUUUAAUGUGUCAUGAAUUCAGAGUUUACUGAGAAGUGGAUAUAUAUGUUUUGAUAUCAUCUACAAGCUGCAUUCCACUGCCAUCACUUUCUUUGGAUUGAAAUUGUAUUUAUUAUGUUGGAGUUUCAGUUUCUGAGAUUUUAUCAGCUGUUUAACGGGUCUCUCCACAGUCAUGGCAAGGGAUAUUUUGUUGAUGCCGUUUGAGUCUUAUUGAUGCUUUUAUAUAUUAAUCGCUGCAGUGCCAGUUUGAAAUAAAGUGCUCAUCAGUU
Messenger RNA from Notothenia coriiceps (black rockcod), 1962 nucleotides. RefSeq names its product refilin B (gene rflnb). Gene Ontology annotation, biological process: negative regulation of chondrocyte development; actin filament bundle organization; skeletal system morphogenesis. The record is from RefSeq and is a predicted model, not a curated record. Gene Ontology annotation, molecular function: filamin binding. The transcript has 3 exons. Lineage: Eukaryota; Metazoa; Chordata; Actinopteri; Perciformes; Nototheniidae. Gene Ontology annotation, cellular component: actin filament bundle. The coding region runs from base 373 to 1026 and encodes 217 amino acids.